This is a messenger RNA of Epinephelus lanceolatus (giant grouper), 6286 nucleotides long. RefSeq lists its product as uncharacterized. Gene Ontology annotation, molecular function: protein binding. NCBI's taxonomy places the organism in Eukaryota, Metazoa, Chordata, Actinopteri, Perciformes, Serranidae. The record is from RefSeq and is a predicted model, not a curated record.
AAUUCUGCUCUGGUUGAUGGAACAAGAGUCAGUGCGAGGGGAGACUGCCUUAAAACCUAUCUAAAAAGCAUAUGCGACUACAGCUGGGAAACUCUGCUAAAGAAAGACAAGUAGCUGGAAAUAAUGCAAUUCUGUAACAAAGGAAGAAGAUAGAACUACUGUCUUCAGCCUCAGUGGAGAGCAGAAAACAGAUCAAUCUGCCUCUAAAACCAACAUGUCUCAGGAACAGGUUGAGGCCACAUCAACUGGCAAAUGGCUUGAGCCAAAAAGACCAGUUUCUCCUGCACCCAGCAAUGCUUCCAUGAAAAGUGACUGGUCCAAGGGUGAACCUCCCAGCUUCAGUAAAGGAAAACUGGGAUGCCUUGAGCCAAAAAGACCAGUAUCUCCUGCACCCAGCAAUGUUUCCAUGAAAAGUGACUGGUCCAAGGGUGAACCUCCAAGCUUCAGUAAAGGGGAACUGGGACUGCUUGAGCCAAAAAGACCAGUAUCUCCUGCACCCAGUGAUGUUUCCAUGAGAAGUGACAGGUCCAAGGGUGAACCUCCCAGCUUCAGAGAAGAGGAACCACGGCCACGUGAGGAUGAUAGACAAGGUUCUCCUGCACCCAGCAAUGCUUCCAUGAAAAGUGACAGGUCCAAGGGUGAACCUCCAAGCUUCAGUAAAGGAGAACUGGGGCCGCUUGAGGAAAAGAGACCAGUUUCCCCGGUAUCCAGCAAUGUUUCAAUGGAAAGUGAAGGAGAACUGGGCAACAAUUCUGAGGAUGAUCCCCUCAACUUCAUGCCUGAGUCAAGCAGUGCCUCCAAGAAAAUGAAGCAAGACAAAGAAGUCAAAGACAAACUCACAGCAGACCUGAAGAAGAGAAUCCUCACUCAGCAUGAAGAGAAACUUAGACCGGACACCGACACAGAAAUCUACAAGAUACAAGCUGACAAAAGCGAGGAAGCUAAAGCACAAACCUUUAAGAAAUUAUUUUCUGGUGUAAAGAAAAAGAAAGUAAGAACAGUACUAAUGAAAGGAGUGGCUGGCAUUGGUAAAACAUUUCAAACAAGUUUGUUUAUGGUGGACUGGGCAAAAGGAAACUCCAACAAAGAGAUAGAUUUGAUAGUGUCAUUGAACUUCAGUGAGCUGAAUUCAAAAAGAGACAAAGUUCAAGCCAUGAAAGAUCUGCUGCGUCAUUCCAUCAAUGAUGAACAAGGAGUUUACAAGUAUGACAAAUGUAAAGUAGCUUUUGUCCUUGAUGGCUUGGAAAAAUGCGAACUCCCUCUGGAUUUUGCAAACAACAAAGAGAUGACCGAUAUGGAAAAGCCAGCCACGAUGGAUGUGUUGCUAACAAACCUCAUCAAGGGGAAACUGCUUCCCACUGCUCGUCUCUGGAUCAUCUCUCAACCCUCAGGAGUUGAUAAGAUUCCUCCUGAAUAUAUUAACAAAGUGACAGAAUGUCGAGAGACCUCAAAGCGACGGCAGAAGCUGGUGUCAGCAUUGAGAGAAAGAUUUCUUAAAGAAAUCACUCAAGAUGAAGACUUAAAUCAUCCUAACCAGAAAAACACAGAACACAUCAUUAGAGAAGACAGAAGUGGUGAGGUCAAUGAUGAAGAGAAAAAUGGAUGUCCUGCGGCAAAGUCAGUGAUCCAAGUGAACUCAGUAUCUGAUAUCUUCAAAGACGGAAAAGGACAAAAGAUCAGAACUGUGCUGACCACUGGAAAAGCUGGGAUUGGGAAAUCUUUCCAUGUGCAGAAAUUCAUAAAAGAGUGGGCCAGAAAUGACAAUAAGUCAAUUUUAACUUGGUUGCUAGGUGCAGCAAAGGCAAGGAUAUAUGGAAAAGAAGAAGAGGCAGUUGUAUUUCCACUUCACAUCUCUAAGCUUAGUUUGAUAAAAGAAGAAAAAGUCAGUUUGAUGGGACUUCUUAAUCAUUUCUUCAAGGAAACCAAAGAAUUUGUGAUCUCUAACUUUGAACAUCUCAAAGUUUUAUUUGUUUUGGAUGGACUGGAUGCGUAUCAGCCUCCUCUUCACUUUGACAACAAGAAGACCUUGACUGAUGUCAGAGAGCCAGCUUCAGUGAAUGUGCUACUGACAAACCUCAUCAGAGGAGACCUGCUUCCUUCUGCCCAGCUCUGGAUGACCUCCCGAAAGAAGCUGCCUGAUGCACCUGUCAACAGGAUGACAGAAAUACGAUGUAAGCCUGAUGUUGCAAGUCAACACAUGCUCAAAUCUCAGCUGAAGGAGCAAUUUACCCAUGUUCCUGAGGGGAUGGAUAUGCAGAAAACCUCUGCUCUUCUAAACGAAAUCUACACAGACCUCUACAUCAUAGAGGGAGAGAGAGGAGAGGUCAAUGUUCAGAAUGAGAUCAGACUAGUUCAAGGUGCAAAGUUCAAACCAGAGGGACAAGAAACAUCAAUAAAAUAUAACAAGAUCUUCAAACAGUCUGGGGAAAAUAAACCAAAAAUUAGAACAGUGCUAACGUUGGGAGUGGCAGGCAUCGGAAAAACAUUUGCUACGAAGAAGUACAUGCUGGACUGGGCUGAGGAUGAGGACCACGGGGAUGUAUUUUAUAUGUUUCCACUUUCUUUCCGGGAGCUGAAUUUGAGAAAAGAGCAAGAGCACAGCUUGGAGGAUCUCAUUCACCAGUUUUGUCCAGCUAUGAUGACAUCCGAAAUAACGGACUAUAACAAGUACAGAAUUCUGAUUGUCCUUGAUGGUCUCGAUGAAUGUCGCCUCAGGCUUGACUUCAAUGAAAGUAAUAAUUGGACAGACAUGAGAAAGCCAACCUCAGUGAAUGUUCUGCUGACAAACCUCAUUCAAGGAAAUCUGCUUUCGGAAGCUCAAAUCUGGAUCACCUCCCGACCUGCAGCAUCCAACAAUAUUCCUGCUGAUAAAGUUGACCGGGUGACAGAGGUGCGAGGAUUUAAUGAUGAGCAGAAGGAGGAGUACUUCAGGAGGAGAUUCAGUGAUAAAGAUAUGGUUGAGAAAAUCGUGUCCCAUGUCAGGAAAUCAAGGAGCCUUUACAUCAUGUGUCACAUCCCUGUCUUCUGCUGGAUCACAGCAAACGUUCUGGAGGACUUUGUGAACAGAAACCAAGAAGAAAGAAUGCCCAAGACUCUCACUGACAUGUACAUUUACUUUCUUGUCUUGCAAUGCAGACAGGCUAAUGUGAAGUAUGGUGAGGAUGAAACAGGCGACGGCUCUGAAACAGAUUCAUGCUGGAAUACCAGGAACAAGGAAACAAUCAUGUCUCUGGGGAAACUGGCAUUUGAAGGGCUACAGGAAGGAAACCUUGUCUUCACUGAGGAAAACUUGACUGAGUGCGGUGUUGACAUCAUAAAAGCUGCAGUCUUCUCUGGAUUAUUCACUCAGAUCACACGAGAGGGCCCUGGGCCGCGCCAACAGAAAUUGUUCUGCUUUGUCCAUCUGAGCAUCCAUGAGUUCCUGGCAGCUUUUUAUGUCUUUCACACAUUCAACAACACAGGUGAAAAUCUGCUGACCGUGCCUGCUUCACCAGUUGAAGGCUUGCCUGCUGCAGACUUCUACAAGACAGCGGUGGAUAAGGCUUUGGAUAGCCAAAAUGGAGACUGGGAUCUGUUUCUCCGCUUCCUGCUAGGCCUCUCCCUGGAGACAAAUCAGAAUCUACUGCAAGAGCUGCUGAAGAAAACAGAAAACAAUAAAGAAAUCAACGAUGACACCAUUCAGUACAUCAAAGAAAAGAUCAGAGAAGAGAACAGUGAUGCUGAUAAGAAUUGCAAUCUUUUCUACUGUCUGAACGAGCUGAAUGACCACUCUCUUGUUGAGGAAGUGAAAACGUACCUGCGCUCAGAAAACGUCACAUUUGAAAAUUUCUCUACCUCCCAGUGGUCAGCUCUGACUUUUGUGCUGCUGACAUCAGAUGACAAGCUUGAUGUGUUUGAUCUAAAAAAGUACCUGAAAUCAGAGAAAGUUCUUCUUGGAAUGUUGCCGGUGGUCAAAGUCUCCAAAAUUGCUUUGCUGAGUUGGUGUGAGCUCUCUGAGAAAUCCUGUAGCGGUCUGUCAUCCUCAGUCCUCAGCUCCGCAUCCUGUAAUCUCACAGAGCUGAACCUGAAUCACAAUGACCUGCUGGAUUCAGGUGUGCAGAUGCUUGCUGUUGGUCUACAGAGUAUACACUGUAAACUGGAGAUUCUCAAGUUGUCAGGUUGUCAGGUGACAGAGAAAGGAUGCUUAUCCCUGGCUUCAGCUCUCAGGUCCAAAAAUGCCUCCACACUGAAACAGUUGGAUCUCAGUUACAAUCACCCAGGAGCUGAUGGGAAGAAGAUGCUCUCUGAUAUAGCUGCAGAUCCAAAUACAAACCUGGAGACUCUCUGUUUGGAGCAUGAUGGAGCGCAUCGGUUAAAGCCAGGGAUGAAAAAGUAUGGUGUACACCUGAAGCUUGAUGAAAACACAGCAGGCAAAAGGCUUUCUGUGUUUGAAGGGAACAGAAAAGUAAAAACUGUGAAGGUGGAGGAGAAGGUGUCCCAACCUGAAAACACUGAAAGGUUUAAGAGGUCGCAGGUGAUUUGUGAGGAGGGCCUGAAAGGCCUCUGCUACUGGGAGGUGGAGUGGGAAGGGACAGUCGGCAUCGCAGUGACGUAUGAAGCAGUGGGUAGGGGAUGUGACAGCAGUGGUGGCCUGGGAUGCAAUGAGGUGUCAUGGAGUCUGCUCUGCUCGAAGUCUGGAUACAUUCCAUUACAUGGGAAGGAAUCCAAAACUAUUGAUACUAAGAAAAAGCCCAAAGUGCCCCUUUGUCACAAAAUAGCAGUGUUUCUGGACUGGGAACGUGGUACUCUGACUUAUUACGGUGUCACAUCAGGAAAGCUGAGCCACAUACACACCUUCCAUGCUGAAUUCAAAGAGCCAAUCUUCCCAGGCUUCUGGUUUAAGAAGGGCUCUGCCACUUUGUGUGAGACAGACUGAACCCCUCUGAGAUGGGGAAAAGUACUGUAGUGAUCCCUUGAUGCUCAUCUCCACAUUUCAGUACAUUAGCAAAAGCUCAUCUGCAUGAUUUCAGUACCAUUAUAUACAACUAUUUUGUGCCGUUUUUCCUUUACCUGUUCAUACUGUACUCAUACUCAUACAUUAUGAAAGAAGUGAAGUCGUUAAUUAAAUGAUGUGAUGAAGAAAACAAAUACAGCUUUUUGUAAAACUUUGAAAUAUACAUUUAACCAGUUUUUUUUCAAUCUGUAGUCAAAUCAUCUUUGCAUACAAAACAUUUACCUCUUUGUCAUCUUUUUCAUAAAUAUGCAGCAGCAGAGCCUUCUGUGGCAACAUAGGCAGUUGCUGUAUAUUUGAGUUCAUUUCUAAAGAGGAAACUUGCUUAGGGUGCCGAAUGUGCCUGGCACUGCAAAUAUGUUUUCUUAUAAUGCACUGUAGAUUGUGUGUAAAUGAUCAUACUGAUACUACAGAGGACAACAAUGAAAAUUGCUGUAAGAUUUUUAAUACGUGUACUGUUCAUUCCUCCCUGCUUGAAUUGACAAAAGUAUGAGGGAGCUCCUUAAAGAUUUACUAUGCAGGACUUUCUUUAAAAACCCUCUCAGUCAUUACUUAAGUCUUCUAGAAAUGUAUAGCGCUGUGUUUUUCUGCACAUAUUCUGCCCUCUACCUGUAGUAUCUUAUAUUCUUUUUAUUUUCCAUGUUUGGUACUAUUAUGGCUGUGUACCCCCCACAGCACUCAGGUGAGGUAAGGGCUUUAAAAAAAGGUAGCAACCAGCUGCCAGACAGAGACACAGUGCCGAAAAAAUGCAAAAAUAGCAAGGUGAAAUGAGAGUGAAUGUGGCUUUUGGCUUUUACUUUCACUGUGCUGGUGUGUAUAUAAACAGUAAUGGACAAUCCUGCAUAGUGUACCUUUAAACUCGGUGGAAGUACGAGUGUAUAUACAGACUGAAGCAAAUGUACAGCAUUUAACCAGCCUUACUCCUGUCUGAUGCAGUACUUUUGUUCCACUAGAGUUUCAAGGAUAUUAUAAUGAAACUUUUAGGAUUUGAUGUAUUUCAUGUUAGAAUGUGUCAGUGUGACUAUUAGACUGUGAUAAAAUGGAAGUGACAUGUUGUGAUGACUGCUGUUUAUUAGUAAAGAUCCAUUGUACUACUGACAUAAUAUGUUUAUUUUAUUUUUUUUUUUAAAUUUUUGAAUAUUUAUGUGCACAGUCAUAAAGAAUCUAUCAAAUCCAUGAUAUUCUUAAGACUGAAAUAUGUUGACUAAUGAGAUUAUGAUGUAAAGAUAUGGAAACGUUUCUCUCAUUCAUGUUGUUAUGCCUUUAAAAAAAUUAAACUUUUUCUAUUGAAACUAA